Messenger RNA from Camellia sinensis, 1441 nucleotides. Its product is annotated as putative WRKY transcription factor 43. The record is from RefSeq and is a predicted model, not a curated record. NCBI's taxonomy places the organism in Eukaryota, Viridiplantae, Streptophyta, Magnoliopsida, Ericales, Theaceae. Gene Ontology annotation, molecular function: sequence-specific DNA binding; DNA-binding transcription factor activity. Gene Ontology annotation, biological process: regulation of DNA-templated transcription.
UUUUGAUACUAUGUUAAAUUGCAAUCCAACUAACUCAUUUAAAAUAACUUUUUAGAACAAUUAAUGAUAUCUACAAAUGGUAUUCUCCAAUUGCGAACAAUUAGUGAUAUUUACAAAUGGUAUUCUCCAAUUGCAAUGGAUUCUCGAGUAGAGAUAAGUAUAUCAAAUAACAAUUCCUAAUGAUUUCUGAACUGAUUGGACUUGGCAUAAUUAAUCAAGACCAAACCUAACUUGGAAUCCCGCUUGAAGUAAAUAGAUUUACCUCAGUAACUAUCCCUUAUUUACAAGCUUUGGUGAUAACGACAUAUUUUGGGCACUCCUAUCUCUUGUUCAUAGGGCAGUUGAACAGAAGUAGGUGAAGUGUUGUUGGUUUUUAUCAUGGGUGCAAGCCAGGGUCUCCCUAUAUUUAGAAGAAAACUCUCUCUCUUUCUCUCUCUCUCUCUGCAUGGGACUGUCCAACCUCCUCUCACCUACCACCACCGUUGAGCUUCAAAAACAUAAAUUCUCAAAACAUUCUUACACAAUUAAUUCCUAGUCCCUAGCUAGUGAGCCCUCAUGGGAGAAGAAGUUCAGCCACCACCUCCAACCUCAAACAACAUCCCCUACCUCUUCACACCACCACCAUUUCCACCACCCUCAUUGCACCUUCCUCCUCCACUGCACCACCAACCCAUAUUACAAAACCCUCAAACCGGUGUCGACAUUGACUGGGUUAGCCUCCUCCUCACUGGUUCCAUCACAAAUGGUGAUCUUCAGCUUCCAAAUGUAUCGUCUAUAAUGCCUACUAGUAGGAGUGCAAAUGAAGGAGAGAAUUGUGAAAAAAAUUCUACUAGAGGGAAAGCCAGUAAGAGCAAGAAAGCCAUUCCACCUAGGGUUUCUUUUCAUACUAGGAGUUCUGAGGAUGUUCUUGAUGAUGGAUAUAGAUGGCGAAAAUACGGGCAGAAAGCUGUCAAGAACAACACCCACCCCAGGAGCUACUAUCGCUGCACACAUCAUACAUGCAAUGUGAAGAAACAAAUCCAACGGCUAUCAAAGGACACAAGUGUCGUUGUGACAACAUACGAGGGCAUUCACAACCAUCCUUGUGAGAAACUUAUGGAGACCCUAAGUCCUCUUCUAAAGCAAAUUCAGUUCCUUUCCAGAUUCUAAAACCAUGUCGGUAUACUUCAGGAUGAUGAAAGUUUGAAGCAUUCACAGCUCUGCUAACUUGUUCACUCUCUAACAUUGUACAAAGAAAUCAAGAAAGAAAGUGAAGAGAAAAUGAUAAAGAAGCUGUGUGAGUGUGCUGUAUAUUAACAAGAAGAAUUAGUUUCAUUGCCGCAUAACCGCAUCUAAUUUUCCAAUCAUCUUUGUUUUUGCCAUUAACACAGCAGAAAUUGCAACAGAUUCAAGUGUGGUCUGUUCUUUUUCUUUUUUUCUUUUUUUUCCUUUUAUUACUCCU